AUGCCCAUAGAAGGCCGAAUACCUACAAGAGAACUAGUAGACCUCACAACACACUGUGAGGACAACGACAUAGAUCUAAUUAUCUCUGUCGAUAGCAACGCACAUCACAACCUGUGGGGAUGCACAGCCAACAACAAAAGAGGUGAGAAUCUCAUAGAUUUUCUACUAACAACCAACCUAACAAUCACUAACAAAGGCACUGAACCGACCUUCGUGUCGAGUAGGUACCAAACCAUAAUCGAUCUAACCUUAGCGUCAACCAGAGCUGCAGACCAAGUAAAGAACUGGCACGUCAGCGACGAGCCUUCGCUCUCCGACCACAGGCGGAUAUGCUAUGAGCUAGAUCUGAUGAUAACCCAACACGCACCAAGGAGAAACCCAAGGAAAACCAACAGGAUAAUGUACAAAACCUUGCUAACGCAACGGAUAGGUACAAAAAAACCUAAAGACAUCGAUGACAUCAACAACAUCGAAGAAAACGUUAACAAACUAACGGAGUACAUUAAGACAAGUUAUGAACAAGCUUGCCCCCUGAAGAAAAUCAACACAAACCGACCGUCAAAAAACAGCUGGUGGGGCCCUGAUCUGGAAAGAAUGAGGAGAAACCUCAGACAUCUUUUCAACAGAGCAAAAAACACCAGACAAGAACAAGAUUGGGACAACUACAAGGAAGCCCAAUACAAGUACAACAAACGCGUCCGAGAAAAGGAACAAACCUCGUGGCAAAAGUUUUGUACAAGCAUAGAGUCGAACGACACUGCAGCUCGCAUACGUAAGAUUCUAGCAGACGACAACACUCGCACACUCGGUUCGCUGAAGAAAGCUGACGGAACGUACACCAAGGAUGACAAAGAGAUAAGCGAAACGCUUAUUGAAACGCAUUUCCCUGGCUGUAGAAUUGUAGAUUCAACAGACUGGAGCCUUGGGACGAUACAAGGCGCCAGGAACUAUACGCAGCUGGAUAAGAGCAUUAUUAGAACUAAGAAUCAUACAACUAGACAUCAAUGGAGUCACAAAAGGCAUAGUAGCGAGAGGCUGCCCUCAAGGAGGUGUCCUAUCACCAAUCUUGUGGAACCUUGUAGUUGA
Molecule: messenger RNA, 1086 nt
Organism: Maniola jurtina (meadow brown)
Lineage: Eukaryota; Metazoa; Arthropoda; Insecta; Lepidoptera; Nymphalidae
Exons: 2
Coding region: 1-1086 (361 amino acids)
Molecular function (GO): catalytic activity
Source: RefSeq, a predicted model, not a curated record